Messenger RNA from Galeopterus variegatus (Sunda flying lemur), 2033 nucleotides. Its product is annotated as tigger transposable element-derived protein 1-like. Gene Ontology annotation, molecular function: DNA binding. Bases 92 to 1531 code for a protein of 479 amino acids. The transcript has 2 exons. The record is from RefSeq and is a predicted model, not a curated record. Lineage: Eukaryota; Metazoa; Chordata; Mammalia; Dermoptera; Cynocephalidae. Gene Ontology annotation, cellular component: nucleus.
CAUCCAGAAAAAGGAGGAGGAGAUCCGCCGAUCUGUAUGUGAGGCUGCUCCAGGAAGUGCUAAAGUAACAUCUAUAGUGCGUGAUGAAGCUAUGGAAAAGAUGGAAAAGCAGCUGAAUUUGUGGAUUCAUGAGAUGAUGACCAAUAAAAAAAGCAUAGUGGACAGUAUCAUUGUGAGGCUGAAAGCCAAAGAAAUUUACAGUCAUGUUACCCAGGGCCAGGAAAAUGUUAAACCCUUCUCAGCCAGUGCGGGCUGGCUUGCUCGUUUCAAAAGGCGAUACAGCAUGAAAAAUUUUAAGCUUGCAGGCGAGGCAGGUUCUGCAGAUCAAGAGGCUGCAGAAGAAUUUAAAAAAUACCUGCUAAGCAUUAUACAUGAAAAGGGUUAUGUGGAAGAGCAGGUUUUCAACGCUGAUGAGACUGGCUUGUUUUACAAGAAUGUUGGUAAACGAACCUAUGUAAUGCAGAUGGCUUCCAAAGCCCCUGGCUUUAAAGCAUUCAAAGACCGUGCAACCUUGCUAUUGUGCACCAAUGCCAAGGGCGACUUUAAGUGCAAACCCCUAAUGGUAUACAGAGCCCCAAACCCACCAGCACUUAAAGGGAAAAACCUGAAUUGUAUGCCAGUCCAUUGGAGGUGGAACAAAAAAGCAUGGAUGGUAUCCAAAAUAUUCUUGGAUUGGUUCCACAAUUGCUUCAUCCCAGAAGUCGAAUGCUAUCUCCAGGGCAAAAACCUUGCCUUCAGAGUUUUAUUGAUUUUGGAUAAUGCCCCAGUUCAUUGCCAUGAAGAACUUGAAAAUGCCCACCCCAACAUAGAAGUUCUUUUCAUGCCCCCAAACACUACAUCUCUCAUCCAACCCCUCAAUCAGGGUAUAAUGAAAGCUUUCAAGGCUCACUACAUAAGGCAGCUUUAUAGUAAGGCUUAUGAGUCUCUUGACACCAACAAGGAAACCACCAUGAUAGACUCCUGGAAAGCAGUCACCAUACGCAAUGUUAUUGAUUAUGUUGGCUCAGCCUGGGACAGCAUUAAGCAGGCUACUAUCAAUAAGUGUUGGGAAAAUAUCUGGCCAGACUGUGUGAAAAAUUUUGAAGGCUUCGAAAGUGUUACAGAAAAUAUAAAGAACAGUGUCAAAAACAUAAUGCAUAUUGCACAGCAAAUAAGUGGAGAAGGUUUCAGUGACAUGAAGGAAGAAGACGUGGAGGAACUUUUGGCAGAGAAGGCAGUAGAACCCACCAACAAAGACCUGGAUGAGAUGGGCAAACACAGCAUCAGAGUCAGUGAUGAAAGUCAGGACAGUGAUGAAAGUCAGCCUAGGACUCCAAGAAUUGUCCCUCUCACAGCGGCCAAAAUAUCAGAGUGGAAUUCUGCCUUGGAAAAAAUUUUCAAUGACAUGGAAGAAUGUGACCCUGUGCUUGAACGCAGCCUCACAUUUAAGCGCCUAACCUCCACUGCAUUUGUCCCGUAUUCUGAGACACUUAAAGAUUUGAGGAGAAAGGCCAGGCAGACAAGGCUGAAGCAGUUUUUCGAGCUGGUUUGAAAGCUGCCGACACUGUCGACAAGUUGCAGAAGCCAAAGUCCUGAUGAGAACUGCCAGACCAUGGCACGCCACCCUCACUGUCCUGCUCCUCAUCUGCAGGAUACAUUCCCCCAACCUCUCCUUUGGUUUUCAUGGGGCAAGCCAAGGUCAAGAAGUUACACCGCAUGGACACUGACCAUCACACAUCCUGCAGUUCCAUCCACAAGAACCUGUAAUGGCUUUUUGAAGCCUCUGUAUGACGACUGCUUGGAAAUCCUUGUCAGAUGAUUCCAGCCUCAUUCACUGAGAGGAGAAAUGGUUGCUAAGGUCGCCUCUGCAAUGCCACUAGAAAAGGAAUCAUCUAGAAAAGGUUCCAUGCCGACCAGAACCAGAUCUCCAGACCAGAAUCCAGUUAUGUCUCUGCCUCGUCUAAUGAGUUCUCCUGUGACCAGACUUGGGGGUAGGGCAUUGUCAAAAUUGUCAUCAUUUUCUCCAUAUUUAAUAAAACAAAAUGGACUCUCAA